AUGAAGCUGUCUGUAUAUUGCUUUGUUUCCAGUGGAGAAGUGAGAUUUGUUCCUAUAAAUUCAAAUGAAGAUACUUUACACCCCAUUGAGGACCCCGAAAAUGAUCAAAUCAGCCAAAUGAAUCGAAUCGCUAAUGCCGUUCCUCGAGAAAUCAAAAUGAAAAUAGAAAAUAAGAAUCUAUUAUAUAAACUAAACAAUGCGUCUUUUUCAGAUUUGGAUUCAGAUUCACAUCAUGAAGGCUCUAAUACGCCAUCGUUACAAGUGGAUUCAUCACCUGGUACUUCGCCCAGUCCACCUCCAGGAAAUAAGUGUAAUGACACGAGUGCCAUAAAUAUUCACCCCACACACGCUAUGUAUUUACCUGAAUAUUACAUUGACUUAGAAAGCAGUCAAGAUAGUGAGUAUAGUGAGGUUAAAGCUCUUCUUUCGAAGAUAUUUCCUCAGACUUGGGUGGACGCUACCAAGAUCCAUAUAGAGAGAGUUACUGGUGGUAUAACGAAUAUGCUUUUGUCGUGUUCAUAUUCAGGAACGCAAGAGACCGUUCUUAUGAGAGUGUAUGGGAAUGGUACGAACCUUAUUAUAGAUAGACAUAGAGAAUUCGUGCUGCAUUUGGUUUUAAAUUCCUUGGAGUUGGCACCCGCGGUCCAUGCAAGAUUCAGAAAUGGUCUAGUAUAUGGUUUCUUACCAGGACGAUCUUUAAAAACAGAAGAACUACACUCUGAGGGGUUAUAUCCUUCGAUUGCCCAACAGUUGGGUAAUUGGCAUAGUAAAGUAGACAGUGAGGCUAUUCAAAAUGGAGUAGAAAGAUUGCGGAAUUUCACUGUAGAGAUGAAGAGGCAAUCAAAAGAACAUGGAAAAGAUGGCGAGUCCGUCAAGAAGAAAAGCAAGAAGUUUAAAAAGCGUUUUAUAUCCAAUGUGUGGGAAUUAAUCGAAGAUUGGAUCAACAUUGUACCUAUUACUCCAGAUUUAAUUUCUUCAUUCAAUGAAAAUUCUGAAAAUGAAGUCACCGAGGAAAACAUGAGAGAGGUUAUACAAGACGAAUUUCUAUGGUUAAAAUCAGUUACUGUAUCCACAAAAUCUCCCCUUGUAACAUCACAUUGUGAUCUUCUUUCAGGGAAUGUUAUUAUCCAAAGUAAUUAUCCAGUUGAUAAUACGUCGUUUAAAUUGCCCCUGCUUGAUAUGAAUCCUAUAAAAUUCAUUGACUACGAAUAUAUGUUGCCCGCACCUAGAGCAUUUGACAUCGCCAAUCAUUUCUCUGAGUGGCAGGGUUUUGAUUGCAACAGGGCAGCCAUCCCUGAAGCAUCAUUAUCAAAUCCAACUAUGGUAAAAUGGGUCAAAGGAUACCUCAAUAAUGAGAAUGCUUCACAAGAUGAAGUAGGCAGUUUAAUUAACGAAAUAGCUGGAUUUUAUGGAAUGCCUGGGUUCUACUGGGGUGUUUGGGCCAUGAUUCAAAGUGAAAUUUCAGACAUUGACUUUAAUUAUGCUGAAUACGGCAAAUCUAGAUUACAAGAAUAUUGGGAUUGGAAGGUAAGUAAUUUAAAGAAUAUAUAG
Messenger RNA from Debaryomyces hansenii CBS767, 1551 nucleotides. RefSeq lists its product as uncharacterized. Gene Ontology annotation, cellular component: cytoplasm. The record is from RefSeq and is a predicted model, not a curated record. Gene Ontology annotation, molecular function: choline kinase activity; ethanolamine kinase activity. The transcript has a single exon. Gene Ontology annotation, biological process: phosphatidylethanolamine biosynthetic process; phosphatidylcholine biosynthetic process. NCBI's taxonomy places the organism in Eukaryota, Fungi, Ascomycota, Pichiomycetes, Serinales, Debaryomycetaceae. The coding region runs from base 1 to 1551 and encodes 516 amino acids.